Molecule: messenger RNA, 1182 nt
Organism: Paracoccidioides brasiliensis Pb18
Product: methionyl-tRNA formyltransferase
Exons: 4
Coding region: 1-1182 (393 amino acids)
Biological process (GO): biosynthetic process; conversion of methionyl-tRNA to N-formyl-methionyl-tRNA
Cellular component (GO): mitochondrion
Molecular function (GO): methionyl-tRNA formyltransferase activity
Source: RefSeq, a predicted model, not a curated record
AUGGUGACCCCGGGGCUCUUUCUACAUCGGCCGUUGCUGGCUUGUCCGACGUAUUUUAGCGUUCGAUUUACUUCCACCAAGACAUGCGACCCUUUAAGGAUUCUCUUCUGCGGCUCUGAUAGCUUCAGCAUUGCAUCGCUGAAUACCCUUUACAAAGAACAUGUCAAUAAUCCGGAAACAAUUGCCUCAAUUGACGUUGUUUGCAGGCCUGGGAAGAGAGUUGGGCGAGGUUUAAAAAACUUUCGUGAAGUCCCAAUUAAAGCUGCUGCAACCCAACUGUCACUCCCGGUCCAUGAAAUCGACACGUUUACUGGCUGGAAACCCCCGCGACCGCAAGGGGCUGACAUCAAUUUGAUCAUUGCUGUUUCAUUUGGUCUUUUCGUCCCACAUCGAAUACUUAGCACUGCAAAAUAUGGAGGUCUUAAUGUUCACCCUUCCUUGCUUCCAGAUUUUCGAGGGCCUGCCCCUUUGCACCAUACGCUCUUAGCCGGAGAGACCAGAACGGGAGUUACGCUCCAGACACUUGAUGCGAAGAAGUUUGACCACGGAAUUAUCCUUGAUCAAACACCACCUCCAGGCUUCAGCAUACCGGAUCCAGAUACGUGUGAUGUUCCGCGUCUGUUGAAUUUGGUGUCUGAGAAAGGCGCACAGAUGCUCGUGGAGGGUAUUAGAAAUCGUGUUUUUGUUCCCCCUCUGAAAGGCGUGGGAUGGCUUAAACCAGUUGAAGGAGUUUCUCUUCGGUAUGCCGGGAAGAUCACAUCGGAAGACCGACAUAUCAAUUGGAAAUCCUGGACUGCAGAUGAAAUAAGUCGAUGCCAACGGGUCCUUGGGCUAUUGUGGAACAAUGCUGUUGUUCGGGUUGCCCCCGGCGGUAAUCACGAGCACAAGAGAGUUAUAUUCACGAAGAUGGAAGUUGUUGAUUCUAUCCCGGGCAGCCCCUGCUCGACCCAAAUCGAUCCUGGGUUGGUAUUCGCGGUUUCAGAUCCAGAGACUGAAACUGAUGGAUUAGAUCAAUCCUUAUACGUAACUACGAGUGACAAGAAGAUUUUCCGGAUACACGAAAUUAAAGUUCAAGGCCAAUCAUCAGCACCUGCUUAUCGAGCUGCGAAGAAAGCUAACAUGUUGGAUCUACAACCUAUAUAUUCUCCACUGCCCGCUAUAUUUUUUGCAGGCCUUGAAUAA